This is a messenger RNA of Calidris pugnax (ruff), 2347 nucleotides long. RefSeq names its product leiomodin 3 (fetal) (gene LMOD3). Gene Ontology annotation, cellular component: striated muscle thin filament; myofibril. Bases 207 to 1868 code for a protein of 553 amino acids. Gene Ontology annotation, molecular function: tropomyosin binding; actin binding. Lineage: Eukaryota; Metazoa; Chordata; Aves; Charadriiformes; Scolopacidae. The transcript has 5 exons. Gene Ontology annotation, biological process: myofibril assembly; muscle contraction; pointed-end actin filament capping. The record is from RefSeq and is a predicted model, not a curated record.
CACAUGGUGAGUUGUGGUGAUUUGGUGACUGCAGAGGUUGGAAUUUUUGAAGAAAAUGCACAAAUGAGAAAAAUCAAUGAAGUGAAGCGAUCCUGCAGGAGAGCCUGCUGGGUUUCAUGCAAGAGGUCAUCCACACGGGAGUACCUGCCUUGGAAACAGCGAGCAGUGGGUUUACGAAGUUAUAGAGGAAGGAGAGAAGAAAGAACAUGUCUGAACUCAGCCAAAACUCUGAUGAAGAAGUGUGUCCUGAGGACAUUGAUGAAGAUGAAAUCCUGGCAAACCUGUCGCCCGAGGAGCUAAAGGAGCUGCAGAGUGAGAUGGAAGUCAUGGCCCCGGACCCCCAGGUCCCAACGGGGAUGAUACAGAGGGAUCAGACGGAGAAACCCCCCACGGGGAGCUUUGACCACAGGUCCCUGGUUGACUACCUGUACUGGCAGAAGGCGUCCAGACGCAUGCUCGAGGACGAGAGAGUUCCCGUCACCCUCUUGCCCUCUGAGAGAAGCGCCGCGGAGGAGGCAGCUGGUGGGAAGGUGCCAGCAGAGGAAAGAGAGAGACGUUACCAAAAUGAGCACUUGUCCAACUCUGGAACACAAUUUGGGGAGACAAACAAUGAUGGAAGUGAUAAAGAGAGAGAAGAGGAGGAGGAUGAGGAAGAAGAAGCAGAGGAGGAAGAGGAAGAUGACGAAGAGGAGGAGGAAGGGGAAGAUGAGACUGAACUAGACACAAAGGAGACUUACACCAAUGAAAAGCCUCCCAGCAAUCAGAUAAGUAAGAAACCCAGUACAGAAUCAGAAGAAAGCAUAGAAAAGCCAAAUGAAAAGAAAAUAUCAAAACUGAACAUCCCAAAAAAGUUAGCACUGGACACCAGCUUCAUGAAGCUGAGUGCCAGGCCUUCAGGAAAUCAAACCAAUUUGGAAGAGAGUUUGGAGAAAGUCCGAAAAAACAACCCGGACGUGAAAGAGGUCAACCUGAACAACAUAGAAAACGUCCCCAAAGAAAUGCUGAUAGACUUUGUCAAUGCCAUGAAAAAGAAUAAGAACGUAAAAACGUUCAGUUUGGCCAACGUGGGGGCUGAUGACAAUGUGGCGUUCGCGCUGGCCAACAUGCUGCGGGAGAACAGGAGCAUCACCACCUUGAACAUCGAUUCCAAUUUCAUCUCUGGCAAAGGGAUCGUUGCCAUCAUGAGGUGCCUGCAGUACAACGAGACGCUGACGGAGCUCCGCUUCCACAACCAGCGGAGCAUGCUGGGCCACCAGGCAGAAAUGGAGAUCGCCAGGCUGCUGAAAGCCAACGCCACCCUCCUUAAAAUGGGGUACCACUUCGAACUGCCGGGGCCCAGGAUGGUGGUGACCAACCUGCUCAGCAGAAACCUGGACAAGCAGAGGCAAAAGAGGCAAGAGGAGCAGAGGCAGCAGCAAAUGAAAGAGCAGAGGGAGUUGAUAGCGAUGCUGGAAAACGGACUUGGGUUGCCUCCUGGGAUGUGGGAAAUGCUGGGGGGACCGCUGCCCCAGCCGAGGAUGCAUGAACCCUCUCAAGCCCCAAAACCACCUGUCCCUGCAGCUGUGUCUCUGAGCAAAAGGCAGGAGAGGGUGAGGCAGCCGGCCCCCGAGGAGCCACGUGGAAAGGAGCCCGUCAACUUUAGGGUGGUCAAGCUGAAGAAGACUCAGCGCAAACCCGCCGUGCCGGAGUACGUGGAACCCACCGAGAAAACCAACCUCAAAGACGUCAUCAAAACUCUUAAGCCAGUUCCCAGGAGAAGACCGCCUCCCCUCGUUGAAAUAACCCCGAGAGAUCAGCUACUAAACGACAUCCGUCAGAGUAACGUCGCUUAUCUUAAACCGGUGCCGUUGCCGAAGCAGCUGGAGUGAGAGACCAGACUGACCUGAAGAAAUGAACCUGGAAUAAAUGAACUUGAAAAAGAUUCAAGUUUUGCUUAUGACUGUUUCAGCAGAUGUUUUCUGCAGAACCCGGGUGGUGUAUACGACUCUUUGGGAACAAAGCUUGCGAUGCCCACUUCUCUAAGUGUGGUGAAAACGGCUGGCAUGGGAAAAGGCAGUGCUGAGCGUUUCCAUCAGGUAUCAAACACUCCUGGUGCCAGCUGUCUGCCAAGGGGAUUGGAGGCUCCAGUUUGCUGUGGGAGUAUUUUCUCAGAGGCAUCAAUAACCUUGUCUUUCUAGUUUGUCAGCAAACUAUUCUGCUUCCACGUUGUCCUUCUGCCGCCAGAUUCUGCAGGAACGCGCUGUGCUUUAUCUUAUCUUCCCUUUCACACACACAUGCCUUUAUUAUUCUCUUGUCCGUGAGGAAUGUAUUUAGUUUCCACGUAUACAGCUUCAUUUUUUUUAGGCUA